UGUUAAUUUAUUGUUUAUAUACUGUGGGUUUAUUUAAUUUUUUUGUUGGAAGGAAUGUCCAAAAAAGCUUAUAGUUUUCAGUGCUUUUUUGGAAUUAGUCAUUUUCAAUUCACUGAAACAUUUACAGUUACAUUUUUAUUUUAAAGUUUUGAUAUGUUGUAGUUGAGGUUUUUCAUUGUUAGAUGGUAGUUUAAAAUAUCUUCAUCGUUAUCCUAUUUUUUAAGUACUGUGAAAUAGUUCAAAUGAAAAUGAGCAAGCACAUGUACUCCACUGUGAAUCUUACUGACAAGGAAUUAAAGGAGCAAGGAAAUCGCCUCUACAAUUUUAAAAAGUAUGAAGAAGCGAUAGGUUGUUAUAGCAAGGCUAUAAUCAAAAACCCAGAUGUUGCACAUUACUUCACUAAUAGGGCCUUAUGUUAUCUGAAACUUUUAAGGUGGGAACAAGCCUGUACAGACUGUAAAAGAGCUUUGGACAUGGACCCCAAUUUGGUAAAGGGGCACAUUUUCUUAGGGCAAGCGUUGUUAGAAUUGGAAUGUUAUGAUGAAUCAAUAAAACACUUGCAAAGAGCUGUCGACUUAGCAAAAGAGCAAAAGCUUAACUUUGGCGAUGACAUCGCGGCCCAAUUACGAUCAGCAAGGAAAAAACGUUUCUCAAUGCAAGAAGAAAAACGUAUAGCUCAAGAAAUAGAGCUACAAACUUAUCUCAACGGGUUAAUUGAAGAUGACAGGCAUAGAAAAAUUGAAAAAAUAAAAAUGAUUGAUGGAAACAGUAACCUGAGCAAUGAAAAGAUUUUAGAGAUUGAGGACAAAUGUGAUUCUUAUAUCAGCGAACUGAACUCGCUGUUUCAAAAAGUCGACGAACGACGUAGGAAACGAGAAGUUCCCGAUUAUCUGUGCGGCAAAAUAAGCUUCGAGAUUUUGCAGGAGCCGGUGAUCACUCCCAGCGGCAUAACCUACGAUAAAAAGGAUUUGGAGGAACAUUUACAGCGCGUCGGCCAUUUCGACCCCGUAACGAGGGUGAAACUGACGCAGGACCAGCUGAUCCCCAACUUUGCGAUGAAGGAAGUCGUGGACUCUUUUCUGUCGGAAAACGAGUGGGCGAUAGAUUAUUAAAUUUAAAACAAAAAUCGCAAACGAAAAGGAUCGCGGAAACUGUUUUUGUACGGGGUGUUUCAAAAUUCAACGCAAAAAUUAUAAGGGCGUAUUUGCCGGCACAAAAUAAGUCUUUUCGUGGCACUUUAUAGAAAAAAAAAUGAAAAAAUUUUUCGUAAGCUCUAUAUUUUGUAUAAUUACAAUAGAAUUAUUCAUUGCAGUGGCGUCCGAGAGGUUGGCCCAGUUGAUGGUUAUGGGUGAAGGCGUGGAGUGUCUUUUUAUCAUGUGUCAAAAAUAAAGAUUUUUUGUCUUUUUACUUUCCCGAAAAAAAUUGAAAAUUGGCAUUUUCCUUUACGCGCUUGGACUAAACUACUAAUAUGCGUCAAAAGAACCGCGCACUAUAUAAAUACAUGUCUUCACCUCAAUUUUAUGCAAACUUAGUAAUUGAUGAAUUUCGUAUUGAGGUCAUCUUUCAGGUUAAUAGUUUACAUGUGUCUUAUUGUCGCAUCAAAAUCUGGCAUAUUAUCUUUUGACCGCUUGAAUAUAUUAUUAACAUCUUCUCUCAACAUACAAUCGUUUUCUAUCGCUAUUCUUCUGUAUAUUGUCACGUUGCCCGCAACAGAAACGAUGGUGGGCAUAGAGUUAAUCCCUGCGACACACCGGAAGUGAAGCAGUCCUUGGAUAAGGAAAAUUAACUUUAAAUAUAGUAUUCUUAUUUAUAUUAUUUCUUUCUUGCAUUAUGGUCUGUAACAAAUAUUAUUUGUCGUUUCUCAGGUCGCGUGGUAAUGGUAGUUAGAAGCUUUGAAGUUAAAGUUUCUAAUCCGUAUAGUAACACCGACUAAACAUAAAGCUUCACGAACCUCGAAUCUAAUUAGUAGCUGUGUGUAAGCCAGCUCUGAAGAAGUCAGCGAAACACCCUCCAUAAUAUGUUAUCCUAUGAUUUUGAUAGUCAACUGACCAAAACAUGUACAUGGACUUACGCUAUGCUUUUUAAUAGAAUGACAAUGGAGAAUAAUAUAGCUGUAAUGUUUCCCUGGAAUCUUGGUAUCUUUUGUGUAUUUUUCUUUUUUUCACCUUAGUUGUUUUAUGUUUGUUGUUCUUAUCUUUUUGGCUGGUGUUAAUGCACUUUGUUUACGAGAUAACGGUAUUUUUGGGAAAGGAGACACUUCUAGCAAAAAUUUUGAAUUUCUGGAACUCCGCAGUCGUUUCAGUUACUACUUCUUUGAACAGCACUAGCAGAGGUUGUGGAGGGUAAUUAUAAGUCGUGGCUGAGGCUUUGCCAACUUGAUAUGACUUGAGAUUUCUGUUAGCUUGUGACUCAUCUAUUAUUGCGUCUCCUGGUUAAAAUAAAUGGCUUGAAAAAGCCUCGGUCUCUGUUUCACAUUUUGAGAAACGUUUUGGAAGUUUAUUUGUUCCUUUCCCGAGCACGUUACAGUGUUACAAUUCGGAGUUUAAUUCCAAAAAUGAUGAGAGCCAAAAAUAAACUGCUAUGCGACCAUUGUUUGAAACUUUGUGUUUCAAUUUUAGUUUCUCAGCAAAGUCGUGUUUCAGUGUAACUGUGUUUCUAUCGCUGUUGUUAAUCCCUUGCUGUGAGCAACUAACCGUUUUUUCAUUCGUAUACCCUAGGACACCUGUAAAAAUAAUUGAAGCGUCGAAAUGCCAAAGCGAGUAUGUGCCAAAAUUACAUUUUUGAGACAAUCAAGAUAAACUAUUUAAAUUUACAAUAGUUAUAAUUGCCGGUGUUCGUAAAAAUAAGGCAAAUGCCGGUUAGGAAAGAAACAUAAUAUUUAUUAACUACCGCAACAUUAGUAAACAAAAAAAAUCAUACAAAAAACUCUAAAGUUAAUUUGCAAAUAUUUUAUAUGGCUUAACAUUGAAAAUAAAAAUAGAUUUCUUUUUAUUAUCGGAUAUGUUGUUAAUGGGAUUCCACUUCUUAAGUUGUGCUCUGCCUAAGCUUUCCAAAGUUUGACCCUUUUUUAAAGCAGUGGUUUUUGUCCAUGUCUGUGCUUCAGAAUAAGCGUUUUUCGAAUAUACGACACCGGGCUUAUUUUUCUCUAGUCUUACAACAACAGCUGUACCCAUUUUAAGACUUGUAUUAGAAUAAGUAUUAGCUGAUUCCUUAAUAUCCCACAAACGAGUUUUAAACAUAUCGACAACUUUGAAAGGUGGAAUAUAUUUCGCUGAUUCGAUUACCUCACUGAAUUCAUUAGGGGCAAUAACUUUCAUUAUUCUUUUUAUUUUCUCUAUAAGAGCAAAAUCGCGGUCAUGUGAAUGUACAAUGGACUUAAAUAAACUACCAAGAAUAUCAAAACAAAAAGAAUAACUUUAUUUUUGUUUUAACCUGCCUAGUUAUCAGACCACAUAAUUAAUAAGAUGAAACAUGCCCGAGUAGGUACAAACAAAACUUUGCUCUCUGCUCUGCUCUCGAUGUUUUGACACAUAUUUAAAAUUUGUCAUAAGAGUUGUUGGGCUUGCUCGGUUUUGCGGUGGUGAAGUUUAAGUUUCAUUUCAGCAGAACCACUGGACUCUAUAUUUCACAGUUCAGUUUAUCGCACAAAUUACAAGUAUCCACUCUUGGCAGAUGCAAUUUAAGAUUUGGGAAUUCUCGUUUGAAUGUUGUAUUAUAAGUAACCUCAGUGUUUGGGUAAACUUUUUUAAAGGCUUCGAACAACCGAUUAAUAUUUAAGUCCGGGCUUAAAUACUGCUUAGUCGACUUGAUUCUACCAUAGUGACUUUCCUGUCGCGGAAGUGAAUCAACAUGUUGUUUAGUACAUUCUUUAUCAAAGGCAGAUAAUUUUACGCUUGAGUGUAACAGGUAACAUGGAACAAGUACAUCUAACUUUUUGUAGGACACAGAAAACGUUCCGGCAAAAAUAUUCUUAUAUACAGGAACAAAUUCAUGAUUAACAUCAAGUAUUGUAUAGCUGACUGUUUGCCUUUUACCAUCCUUUGGAACCUCGUAGGAGCGGACUUGUCGCUUUUCGUAGCUUAUACUUUUGCACUGUAACUGGUAUUUGUAUGAAAGCUAUAAAAAGAAGCUUACGUUGGUCAGGAUCUUACAAAAUUACGUCACUUGUGUACUAACCU
Messenger RNA from Cylas formicarius (sweet potato weevil), 4178 nucleotides. RefSeq names its product E3 ubiquitin-protein ligase CHIP (gene STUB1). Bases 243 to 1112 code for a protein of 289 amino acids. The transcript is spliced from 6 exons. Gene Ontology annotation, molecular function: protein-folding chaperone binding; ubiquitin protein ligase activity. Lineage: Eukaryota; Metazoa; Arthropoda; Insecta; Coleoptera; Brentidae. Gene Ontology annotation, biological process: positive regulation of proteolysis; protein polyubiquitination; proteasome-mediated ubiquitin-dependent protein catabolic process. Gene Ontology annotation, cellular component: cytoplasm; Z disc. The record is from RefSeq and is a predicted model, not a curated record.